AUGUCGGUGCUACCGGCUUCUAUCGUUGUCUUUCGUCGUGGCAUGGGGGCAAUUGGGGGAUCAACGGGUGUUGAUUGCUCAACAGAGGUGUCAGAGUCUUUACAUGCAUCUGAAGGCCUUUGGUUGUCCACAGAUGGGGGUGGCAUGAUCGUUGGUGAAGACGAAGGCAAUGAUGACGGUGGCUGA
Molecule: messenger RNA, 186 nt
Organism: Plasmopara halstedii
Lineage: Eukaryota; Oomycota; Peronosporomycetes; Peronosporales; Peronosporaceae
Exons: 2
Coding region: 1-186 (61 amino acids)
Source: RefSeq, a predicted model, not a curated record